This is a messenger RNA of Penicillium daleae, 450 nucleotides long. RefSeq lists its product as uncharacterized. The record is from RefSeq and is a predicted model, not a curated record. NCBI's taxonomy places the organism in Eukaryota, Fungi, Ascomycota, Eurotiomycetes, Eurotiales, Aspergillaceae. The transcript has a single exon. Bases 1 to 450 code for a protein of 149 amino acids.
AUGGAUUUACCUCCAGACCCUCGCCUAAAAGUUCCAUCCUAUAGUCGCGACGAGACUAUCGCGGCUGUGAUGGACUACUACCAAUUCCUUACCAAAAUGCCCUUCCUGGAGCCAAGCGACAUCCUCUACCCACCACCAGAGGGGUGGCCACAGAUCACCAAGGAGAGGCUCGCCAAGAAGAGCGAUGAAGUAAUUGAGCUACUGCGUCACCUGCCCUACGUGGAUUCUCGGCGCGAAGUUUGGCAAAUUAUGCCUGAUUCAAGACCAUGCGAUUAUGUCAACAAGCAACCGAAGGACUACAAGCCUUGUACCCCUGGGGAUUUUGAAUUCCCGCCAUGGGUGAUCAAUUUGACAUUUGGGGGUCGCUAUGGCAAGUCUUUGAUGUUUGACACUACUGAUGGUAUGGCCCUUGAAUGCUAUUUGCCCUUGAUCUUUAGUAUUUCGCUUUAG